GGACGACCAACGCGUACACAAUGUCUCAUCAAAGUCGCAAAUCGAAUGGCAGAUUCGUGAAAAAAAAAAAAUUAGACAGUGAGUUAACACGUGCAAAAAUUUUACUUACAGCUAGAAAAGUGAAAGCUGAAAAAAUGUGCAUGACACAAGCCGUCGAAAACGACAAUAUUUGUACGGGUUAUCGUUUCGUUGAUAUGCAAGUGCUUGCAAAAAAUUUGAAAUGUUGCAAAUGCACGAGGGUUCUCAGUUUACAAAAUAUAGUAACUGAAAGACGUUUAGGCCUUCACUCAAUUCUAACAAUUGCUUGCGAAGAAUGUAAGAUACAAACUAUAGUUAGCACAGGGAAGACUGAAAUGUAUAAUGGCCACAAGUAUGCAGAAAGCAACUUAUCACUUGUAUUGGGUGCUAUACACAGUGGCGUUGGUUACACUGGAUUAAAAAAAUUAUUAGCCUGUAUGGAUAUCCCAGGUAUUUCAAAUGAUCUGUAUAAGCGAUACAAAAAAGUAGUAAGAGAAUUAAUAGAGACAACUGCAAAAGACAGCUGCAAGAAAGCUACUGAAGAAGAACACCGCCUAAUGAUUAGGAAUAUGAAAAAGCUGUGAAGAGUUGUAAGGAGUUAUAUAAGGAUCUAAGUCGAUUUUGCGUCCCCUAAAAUAUGUAACAAUCGACUCACUUGGGGACCAACUCAAAAUAAACUUAGGUCUUCGUUCCACGCAUCCUUUCAAAUUUAUA
Cyphomyrmex costatus is the source of this 732-nucleotide messenger RNA. RefSeq lists its product as uncharacterized. The record is from RefSeq and is a predicted model, not a curated record. NCBI's taxonomy places the organism in Eukaryota, Metazoa, Arthropoda, Insecta, Hymenoptera, Formicidae. The transcript is spliced from 2 exons. Bases 21 to 602 code for a protein of 193 amino acids.